CUUUCUGACAUCCUUCUUUAUUUCCAAACUCUAACUUUCCCAAAAUCUCUACUGUCACUGUUCCGCGGUAACACCAUGGGCAUCGACCCCAACUUCAACGACGAGUCGUCGCUUCUUGGAGAGCUUGGUAUCAAUAACCAGCAAAUCUGGAGCAAGAUGGUACUGAUUCUCAACCCUUUUCGUGUGAACCCGAAUCUUCACAAGGACACUGAUUUAUGGGGUCCAUUUUUGUUGUUGAUGAGUUUCGGAUUGUUUCAAUUGCUCACUGAGAAGAUACAUUUGGGAAUAAUCUUGGGUUGGGUUACCGUUGCUGCUUUGUUCUUAUAUGUGGUGUUCAACAUGUUGGUUGGGAGGAAUGGGAAUUUGGAUCUUUACAGGUGUGAUUAGGUAUUCUAUGCUGCCACUAGUGAUUUUAUCAACGGUUUCCUUGUUUGUUCCCUAAGAUGGAGUGGUGAUUUUUGGGAUAACAGUGUAGGGCACAACUUUUUGACUUUGCAGUGUCACUUUUACUUGGUUUGAAUACCAAAGCGAUUGAUCUGUUGUUUGUUGCAAUAAAGCGAGCUUCUAGUUUUUGACUUAGCA
Messenger RNA from Vitis vinifera (wine grape), 582 nucleotides. RefSeq lists its product as uncharacterized. Gene Ontology annotation, biological process: endoplasmic reticulum to Golgi vesicle-mediated transport; vesicle fusion with Golgi apparatus. The record is from RefSeq and is a predicted model, not a curated record. Gene Ontology annotation, cellular component: trans-Golgi network. NCBI's taxonomy places the organism in Eukaryota, Viridiplantae, Streptophyta, Magnoliopsida, Vitales, Vitaceae. Bases 76 to 387 code for a protein of 103 amino acids. The transcript has a single exon.